UUAGAGAGUGAAGACAUACAAUUUAGAAAUUGUUGUUUGAAAAUUGUAUAAAAUAAUCAAAAAAUUAUAAGAUUAAAGAAAUUAAGAAACAAAGAGUUUAAUAUUAAAAAAAAAUAAAGCAAAAGAAACAAUAUUUAAGAAAAAUUAUAAAUAAACAAAUUCCCAAGAAAAAAAAAAUGUUAACAAAUAUGGAAAGUGCUAAUAGUGGUUUAUCCGGUAUCGGUAAAGUUCUCACCACCCCUUUCUCGAUUAAUGACAUUUUAACGCGUAAUAAUGCGGAACGCCGUUUAUCACGCACCGAAUCGGAAUUGGAAUUAUCGGCCGUUAAUAUGCGGGCGGAAGAACAAAGUUUAAAAAAUUAUAUGAAUUACAAAUGCAGUCGUUCAUCCAGUGAAAAUGUUGCGGAGGCUACAGCGGCAGAACAUGCCAUGAGAUCAGGGGAAUUUCGUCCCUCUUUUUAUGCUUUGGAUAAUAACAAUCAUGCGGAUUAUAUGGCUCAUAAAUUGGGUUACUUUAGUGCAGCUGCAGCGGCCUUGGCUGGCGGUCGUUCUGACUGUCCCAUUGAUAUGAGAAGAUGUACCAGUAAUGAUUCCGAUUGUGACUCUCCUCCUCCCUCGGGCAAUUCUUCCGGUUUAUAUACCUCACCCACCAAUGAUGGUUCUUUGUCUCCUUUACAAGAUGAUUUGCAAGGAGGAAGUUUAAAUCGUAAGAAACGUUCGAGAGCUGCUUUCAGUCAUGCUCAAGUUUUUGAAUUGGAAAGACGUUUUGCUCAACAACGUUAUCUUAGUGGACCUGAACGUUCGGAAUUGGCCAAAUCAUUGAGAUUAACAGAAACUCAAGUGAAAAUCUGGUUCCAAAACCGUCGCUACAAAACCAAGCGCAAGCAAAUCCAACAACAUGAAGCCGCUUUAAUGAAUGCUGCUGCCAGCAAACGUGUGCCCGUCCAGGUUUUAGUAAGAGAAGAUGGCACCACCACCUAUGCUCACAUGUUUCCUCAUACCGCUGCCAGUUAUGCUCAUGGUUUAGAUCCCGCUCUUAUCAAUCUCUAUCGUCAUCAAUUGCAAAUGGCUUAUGGUGUGGGUGUACCUCUACCGCAAGUACCUUUUCCCUACUUCCCCUAUGCUCAUGCGGCAGCAAAUGGCAAAAUUCCUCAACCCAUACCACCACCCUCACAUGUAAACUCAGCAUCGGCUAAAACCUCCCUAUCUUCACACUACAUUAACAACUCCUCGGCUUCAUCCUCACCUACCCACCUUAAUCGUUGCACACCCAGUUCCAGCCCCAAUAACCACUCCACCACCAACAACAACAACAACUCCAAUCCCGCCUCUUCUACAAAUCACCGUGAUUUACCCACCAGUGAUCACUCACACUCCGAAGUUGAAGAUUUUGAAGAAAAUGUGGAAAUUGAUUAGAAAGAAGAAAUUCCAUUUUUGUUUAGAGAAAAAUUGUGAUUUUGUUCAAUAAUCAUUUUUAAAGGUGGCUUGUGAUAUACUAAAUAGUUAAAGUUUUAAAAUUUUCUUUUAAAUUGUUUAAAAAAUAGUGUGAAUUUGUAGUCUUUAGUGUUAUUGUUUGAGAUCCUUGUUAUCUAAAGGAUUUAAUAUUUUACAGCUAA
This is a messenger RNA of Lucilia sericata (common green bottle fly), 1615 nucleotides long. RefSeq names its product homeobox protein bagpipe (gene bap). The transcript is spliced from 2 exons. Bases 177 to 1415 code for a protein of 412 amino acids. Gene Ontology annotation, cellular component: nucleus. Gene Ontology annotation, biological process: cell differentiation; regulation of transcription by RNA polymerase II. Gene Ontology annotation, molecular function: RNA polymerase II cis-regulatory region sequence-specific DNA binding; DNA-binding transcription factor activity, RNA polymerase II-specific. The record is from RefSeq and is a predicted model, not a curated record. Lineage: Eukaryota; Metazoa; Arthropoda; Insecta; Diptera; Calliphoridae.